CUCUCUCUCUCCUUCCCUACUGCUGGAAUGGUGACUGACGAAGGAGGCAUACACAUACUCUCAUGCGCACACAUAUUUAUUAUACAGCUCCACUGUUUUACUAUACUUUCAAAACAUUGUCAAGUGUCGGUGUCUUGAGAAGAAAACACUAAGACAGGGUAGAAGAGGACAGUGGGUGACAGCGAAAGAGAUUCCUUAGUGAGGGAGAGAGAGGCGACUUAAAACAAGUAUAGAUAAAACGGGUGGGUUACAGAGGGGUUAGGUGAAUAGUUUCACCCCUUACUUCUACCCGUAAGUCCUUUUCAUCACUAACUUUUUCAGUUCUUAAAGAGCAUGCAACAAGUUUUUAGUUUACAUUUCGGAUAUCCGUUUUUCUGCAACUACUUUGGAUGAACCCCAGAAUUACUUAAUGUUUGUUUGAGCGAAAUACAUUUGAUAUAUUAUCAUAUACACACUCAUUCACAUAUUUCUGGCUGUUUGGAAUUAUUUUUUACUCGUGUUAUUUAGAAAGUUUAAUCUCAUUCUAACUAGUGUCUCUGUAUUUAUCUCUCACCCUCUCAUUUUCUCUGUACCCUUCUUUGGCCCAUAUUCGGAAGGCGAUGUUUUAGGAAUGCCAUCCCGUCAUGACGAAAUAUCGUCCCGAUGACGACGAAUUCCGUCGUUUAGUUCAAUUGAUAACUCAAUGGAAUGAUGACCAUUAUGACAUUUUUGAGAUUGCUCAACCCAACGAGAACCUCGAGUUCCAUGGGGUUAUGCGAUUCUUCUUUCAAGAUGCUGGCGCCAAGGUUGCAACUAAAUGCAUCCGGGUGUCCAGCACUGCAACUGCCAAAGAGGUAAUUGAUGUCCUUAUAGAAAAAUUCCGUCCGGAUAUGCGAAUGUUGACGCAGAGCAAUUAUAAUCUGUAUGAAGUUCACCCAAAUUUAGAUGAGAGGAAACUGGCUGAGAAUGAGUUACCACUGGUAAUCCAACUGAACUGGGGCACUGAUAUGAGAGAUGGACGUUUCUUACUGAAAUGUGAAAAUGCAAUAACUGCAAAGGAUGAGUUUUUUGAGAUAGAAAGGGAUGUUGGAGGGUUCAAGAGAAAACUGUCGAAACGGGAGAAAAAAGAGAAAAAGAAAAGAGAGAAGGAGAGAUUAAGAAACAAAGAGAAUCUGGAGAAAGAUGCCACCCUUGCAGAGAAACUUUACACAGAUGUGCCAGAAAACAGUUUUACUCGGAGUAUCUCUAACCCCGAGGCUGUUAUGCGAAGACGACGCCAACAGAAAGUAGAAAAACGCCUACAGGAGUUCCGUAAUGAAGAAGGAGGUUCAGAAUCUGGUGGCAUGCUGAAGGUUUAUGGGGAAGCUCUGAGCCCUAAUAUUCCUUACAAGACACUCUUGGUCUCUGCAACAGAUACGGCCAGUUUUGUGGUUGAAGAAACCUUGGAAAAGUAUGGAUAUCCUAAAGAGGAGGCUUAUAAAUAUUGCUUAGUCCAAGUAACUGUUCCAAAAGGAGAUCGAGAAUACCAUGGUGGGUCAUUUGGUGAAGAAAGUUUUGUCCAGGAUGAUGAUUACCCAUUGUCGAUUUUACUCCAGCAUGUCUCAAAAAAUGAAACCAUCAUUUUCCAAUUACGACUGAGACCACAAGAUGACAGAAAGAAAGAACGCAUUCGUGCCGUGUCGCACAAUGACUUGCGCCAUCGUGAUCAUUCUCCAGAGUCAUCUCAGUACCAGUUGCCAUACCUUGUUGAAAUUCAUCCUGGAAUGGAUGAAAUGGAUGGUAGACGUCACCAUUUGCAGCUGAAUGUUACUGAAGUUGGCAGUGAGAAACCAACGUCUGAGAGUGGACAAUACCUUCAGUUAUUUGGUCCAAACAUUCAUCCGUGUCACUGUGUGAUUGCACACAUGAAUGGAAGCGUGACGGUGACACCAACUCGGAAAGAUGCUGAGACUUACAUCAAUAAUCGGCGGAUCUACGAGACGACCCUCCUACAACAUGGGAUGUUGGUACAGUUUGGGGAUCAUCACGUAUUCAGAUUUUGUGACUCCAGAUCUGAUGAGAGACCCUCCAAAGUUUCUCGGUCUCCCGAUCACAGACUGCAAAACAAUCAAAGGGAUUCUCAGAUCAGACAAUACGACCCUGAAAUGGAUGCUGGUACCUACUCUAAACAAAUAGAGGAAAACAUUCCCCGCCAUGAGAGAGCAAGGGAAGAAAUGCUCAGAAAUGCUCCCAACUCCAUUACUCAUAGCCCAGCACGGCAGCCAACACCUUCAGGAAAAAUUGGUGAUGAAGUACUUCCUGCUGCAUUAGAGUUCCGUGAAGAUGCACAAACCCCAUUUCUAUCAGAACUUAUUCCAAAUGUGAAAUGCAAUGCUGUCCAGUUCAAGUUGGCACCAACCUACACCUUGUAUUUAGCCAUACGUUAUCGACUAUCCAAUAUCUAUCGACCAGAAAUAGAACCAGCUGAACGGGCUUUACGGUUGACUAAUUUCAUUAACAAGAUGUCUUCUUUGAUCCAACAAACUAUUAAGGAGAAGAGUGAGGACCCAGCAUCACUUGCAUUUUGGAUGGCAAAUGCAUCAGAAAUCCUAAAUUUCCUCAAACAAGACCAAGAUAUUCGACUAUUCAGUCGCGAAGCACAAGACAUUCUGGCAGAAUCUGUCCAAAUGGCAUUCCAUCAUCUUGUGAACUGUUUACAUUUUGACCUCAGUCACACGAUGCCAGCUUUCGUAAAUGAUGAUGAUUCUGUGGAGGAUGAUGAUUUUAGUGUUCCAGAAACUGGCUAUCGGCAGAAAGCGCAGCCGACACUUGGUGAUGUCCUCCGCACAUUGACGGCUGCCAUGAACCUUCUGCGACGGUGCCGUGUGAAUGCAGCACUCACAAUCCAACUGUUUUCUCAGCUCUUCCACUUUAUCAACAUGUGGCUGUUCAACUUGAUAAUUCAGAAGCCACAGUUCAAUCUCUGCACUCGCCGAUGGGGCAUUAUACUGAAGCGUCGACUUGGUAAAGUGGAAGCAUGGGCCGAGAAGCAAGGACUGGAAUUGGCUGCUGAUUGUCACCUUUGUCGUAUCAUUCAGGCUGCACACUUACUGCAGGCGCCAAAAAACAACAAUGAUGACAUUGCAAACAUCAGUUCUACCUGCUUCAAGCUGAACUCACUCCAAAUCCAAGCCCUCUUACAGAACUACAUCCCAGAGGAUAAUGAGCCUCGCAUCCCUCAAUCACUGAUUGACCGUGUUGUGACUGUUGCCAGGAACAUGGCCGAUGACUUGGCCCAUUCUGACGGCAAUGAAAUUAAACUGGAAGAAGACCGAGAGCUGCAGUUACCAUUUCUGCUACCAGAGGAUGGUUAUUCCUGCGAUAUCAUCCGAGGUGUACCAAAUGGCUUACCUGAUUUCCUUGAAGCGUUUAUCAGGAAUGGGGUUUGCCGUUUCACACCUCAACCCAGUUCUAAAGGUCUGUGGACUGUAUAUAUGGUUGGAUUAGACCAGCAAGGACCAAGACUUAAUGAGAUUCAUCAGAAGGAAGGAGGAUUUCCAGCACAUGUGCCACACCCAGAUGAAUUGCCACCAGAACCUGAAAUAAUUGAAGUUGUGUUUGAGAAAGUGAAAGGCAGUAUAGGACUAAGUAUUGUAGCUGCUAAGAUUACUAUAGUGGACAGCCAUGGUCGUACGAUUACUAUAGUGGACAGCCAUGGUCGUGUGGGUGAUGGCCAGAUGUCACGAGGAAUCUACAUCAAGUCAGUUGUGCCUGGUGGAGCAGCUGCUUUGGAUGGUCGGUUGCAGGCUGGUGACCAGUUACUGGAAGUAGAUGGUCGAAGUUUAGUGGGUUUAAGCCAAGAGAAAGCUGCUAAUUUGAUGACAAAAACUGGCCAUGUGGUUCGGUUGAAAGUAUCGAAACAAGGAGCAAUUUACCAUGGUCUAGCAACUCUGCUCAGUCAACCAUCACCAGUCAUCCCAAGAGCUAACAGUCCCAAGAGGAAUGGUCCACCUGGUCCACCUAAUGCCUACCCAAAUAAGGGUCGCCACAGAAGCGAGGAAAAUCUGAAUGUAAAUGGUAUGCCUAAUGAUAUGGCUCGACAAACUCCCCUUCAUCAAGGUCCAUCUCGUGAUUUCCGUGAUAUGCCUCGACAGGGGACUCCUCUGCAACAAGGCCCACCUCCAGAAAUGGCACGUCAUGGACCACCUCAUCAAGGGCCACCUCAUCAAGGACCACCUCAUCAAGGACCACCUCAUCAAGGGCCUCCUCAUCAAGGGCCACCUCAUCAAGGGCCACCUCAUCAAGGGCCACCUCAUCAAGGGCCUCCUCAUCAAGGGCCUCCUCAUCAAGGGCCUCCUCAUCAAGGGCCUCCUCAUCAAGGACCACUUUAUGAAAUGGCUCACUCAGGUAUGCCAGUCCAAGGUUCCUCUCGUGAAAUGCCUCGCCAGGGUAUGCCUCAUGACAUGGUCCGACCUGGCCCUCCACGCCAAGGCUCUCCUCAAACUAGUUCUCCUCGAGAAAUGUCUCGCCAAGGGCCACCACAGCCAGGUUCUCCCCGUAACCCGAACCAAGGUUCACCACAGUACCAAGGCCCUCCACGGGAUAUGAUUCGUCACCAGGGACCACCUCCACCUGGAUAUAAAAAGGAAUUUCGUGAUGGUCCACCUAGAAUUCAAGCACAUGAUGUGAGGCCACAAUAUUAUACCCUUGCACCACAGUCUUCUCCUUCCAUAAACAGUGAAGGAUCUGCUUCUGAUCCCCGCAACCAGAAAAACAAUCCCAACUACCAGAGCCGUACUUUACCUCAAGGUGAAGUGAUGAAGCCACCCCCAGGGAGUAUGCAACACCUACGUGACCCCAACAUGUCUAAUCAACAAGACUCUCCGAGUAACCUCCGGAACCCAGCUGCAAAUGGCCCCAUGAGAGUGAAUCAGGGUUCUCCACACCGGCAGCAACAGCACCACCUAGGGCAGCCCUUCAUGAACGGUGGUAACAGACCAGGUUUUGAACAACGAAAUGCUUCUCCUAACAAUCAAAUUCCUCCAACAGAUCCUCGCUACCCUGGACCCCUCGCUAGAAGUCCAGAUAUAAGCAAGCAGCAAGAUCCACCAGGGAAAGCUAUGGACAAUCGGAACAUCGACCCAUAUCAAAGAAUUCCAGAAAAUGCCAGACAAGGAAGCAUCAACAAACAGCAGGACCCUCUGCGAUAUUCUCGAGCUGGCCCCACAGAAAUGGUCAGACAUGUCCAAAGCAUACCUGAUCGAGGGGCUGCUUACACACCAAGUCCUAUUCCACCAUAUCAGCAAAAAGGUACACCACCACUUGCUAAUCAACCUCCUACUUCUGUUCAUUCACCAGUGAAUAAUGCAAUGAAGGAUGAUCGACCAGUUUCAGUUGCAUAUCCUGGCAGUCGUCCUGACCGUCAAGAUUAUUCUGGAAACCAGCUGCGUCCGAGGUCAGACGAGAUAAGUACAGAUAAGGUGCGUGAAUGGCAGAUGAAAUAUGACUUGGACAACAGUCGAAACUACGGCGGCCUUAAUGGCACUGAACAGAAUUUCAAUCGGUUUGGUAAUCUCACGGAAUCACCUGAGCAGAAAGUACAGCCAUCACACUAUGCAAAAAUUCGAGCGGAACCUCCUUCUCAAGAAAUCAGACAAGACAUUCCAAAAGCAUCGGUCAACAACCAAGCUCGCCAACAGCAUUUCUUUGAGAAAACCAAAGAACGUAUGCAAGAACCAGCACCUCCUUUCCACCAGCUGCCAAAGGCAGGAGACCAACAUAUUGUAAAGAAACCAACAGUUCCUCCAAAGAAGGUAGCUCUGAAACCAGUUGAACCAAUUCCAGCAACUGCUGAUAUUGGUCGUGUCAAUGUCCAAGAGAAUCAUGUGUUGCAUCAGAACCUCUAUAAUGCAAGGCUUGGACCUGAAGAACAUCUGUACAUGCCGCCAACAGCAACUGCAAACAGAAUGGCUUAUGUUGAUCACGAAGGUUCCUACUUACCACCACCCCCAGAGAUUCCACCCGAUUUGCCUCCACCCCCUGCACCUGAAGAUCUUCAGGAUAUUCUCCCUCCACCGCCACCUGAUAACAUCAAGUAUAACAACUACCCCCCAGAGAAUGUGCAGUGGAAUCAGUCAAACAGAUACUCUGAAGAAUUCAGUCGAGUUGAUUUCCACGAUAAUCUCAAAGAAGGCCCUACAUACCAACACAUGGUCCCUAACAACAUGAACUCCAACUCCCAUACUCAGUACACCAUCCAGCAGAACAACUACAACCGGGACCCCCAUGCAAACGAGAAGCAGUUUGGCCAUCAAGGCUUCCUUCCAUCCCACACAGGCCCUGAUAACAUUGUCAAGAACAAGAGUGGGCCACCCUUACCACCUCCCCCACAAGAACAACCUCAGCUUUCUUCAAGUGUCCCCUAUUGGGAUGGUGACGAAGAUAUAGACCCUCAUGAUAUAAACAGGCUUAGGGAGCUUGAGAUAAAGAAGCUGACCGAGAUGAAGUAUCGUCAACCACAGGACGAAGACAGACUGAGGAAGCUACAGCUGGAAGAGGAAUUCCAACGCCGUGUCAAAGAAGUUGGUGAUAGAGAUGAUGACGAUGAUGAUGAUGGCUCAGAAGCUGGUUACAGUCAAUACAGAGUUCAGAGUAGAGAAUGGCUGAUUAAUACUAUGCAAGAUGACCUCCAGAAGAUUCUUAACCGGCUUCGACAGAUGGAAGAGGACCAAGCAACUGAAGAAUAUGAAAAAGAAAAAGACAGAAUGAAGUGCCUUCGUCAGAGACUUGAAAUCUUUGAGAAGGAAAAGGCUGAAGAUCAAAUUCGUCAACAGAAACGGCAACAACGGAAACAGUUAGAACAGGAACAACACCUUCAGAAACAAAGGGAAAUGAGAGAAAAACAGAGGAGAGAUAUUGAAGAACAGAGAAAGUUAUAUUUGAUGGAAGAAGAAAUGAUGAAAGAGAGAAAAAUCGAAGAACUUCGUAAGAAAAAAGAAAUGGAAAAAGAACAAAUCCUUGCAACACGGGAAGCUGAAGAAUUCCGUCAGCAAGCUGAACAAAAGCGCUUGGAAGAGAAACAGCUUCAGGAACAAGCUGACAGACAGAUGGGCCGAUACUCAAACAUAUCCAAGUCGAAUAUCAGCUCUAAAAUGUAUUCAAAUAAUACUUAUACAGAACACGGUCCCAAUCUGACAUACCAAACAGCCCCCGAGAAGAACUUCACAGCAGCACCACAACCUCCUGAGAGAGGGUCUUCAUUUGAAACCCUCAACCAAUACCAGCAGCGUAAUUUGAUAAAACCUCUCCCUUCUGAUCAAAUGACCCCUGAUAACAACAAUAUGGGUAAAAGUGUUAGCACGUCUGCUUUGCGAACAAACCAGGAUGUGACUGCUCCGAAAAAAUCAGUUUCCUUCAAUACUCAACUGGAAACCCGGAUCAGUGCUGCCUAUAGUGACGAUGAACGAUCAUCCAACCCUUCUUUCCGUUCUUCUGGUGAGUUUUCCCCAAAUCUCAGCCCCUCUUUCCUUGGAAACAGUGAACCGUCUGAAUUGACGUCAAAAAUGACCAAUGAGGUAUUCACUCAAGACUCUCACCAAUCAACACCACCACCACCUCCAACAGCAAAUUCAGUUGAAGUGCACUAUAGGAUUGCUGAAACCCCUGGUGUGAUUGGUGGACAGGAAAUCUAUCGCGAUCCCCGCACAAGAAUCCAAGCAAAGAAAGCUGCUGGUUCUGCAAAAUCUCCCGGUCCUGAACGGAUGUCAUUUAGGGAUAAAAUGAAAUACUUUGCACAAGAAGCUGGAGAAGGCACUCCGAAGGAGAAAUCGAAAGCAUCUCGUGUACAAAGAGAUAUAGAAUAUGCUAUGAAUGGUCAGUGAACUACUGCAAAUAAAAACUACAAAAAUUGACAAAGAAAUAUUUGGUAAAUAAAGGAGCCAUUUGGCUUGAGGGGUGAGAAUUGGGAGAAGGUUGUGGAGUGAGAUGGGAUAGCAAUUUCUUCCAAAAUUUUGUGUGUGUGUGUGUGUAUGAUUUACACACUUCUCACUCCUUCAUAAAUGGCAUUUAGUUUUUUUUUUUUUCAUUGUAUUUUCUUCCCCUGGGAUAUUAACUGUACAUUAUGCUCCAGAAGUGAGGCAGAAACACUGCUGUUCAUCACCCCCUCCCCCUUUUUUUUUUUGAUAGUCAAAACAGUCAUAUUAUUUUUAUUUUGGCCUUGUGCCUAAUGUUAGAAAUUAUUACUAAUAUUGUUAUACAGGAUAAAUUCUUUAUUUUAAAAAAAAAAAAAGGAAUAAAAAUACAUAGUUGACUAUUUAUUACCGAAAAUAAUGACUGCCGCUGCCACCAAGUUCCUGGAUCUGUCUUUCUGAUGUAAAUAAACAUAAUAAAAAAACAAUAAAAAUGAGGUUAUCUCACUUACCUGCAGCAGUAAAUAUCAAUAAAAUAUAUUUUAAAAAGAAA
Octopus sinensis (East Asian common octopus) is the source of this 8418-nucleotide messenger RNA. Its product is annotated as afadin. NCBI's taxonomy places the organism in Eukaryota, Metazoa, Mollusca, Cephalopoda, Octopoda, Octopodidae. Gene Ontology annotation, biological process: signal transduction. Gene Ontology annotation, molecular function: protein binding. The record is from RefSeq and is a predicted model, not a curated record. The transcript has 27 exons. The coding region runs from base 624 to 7838 and encodes 2404 amino acids.